UCUCUUGAGUUUUCCAUAAACUAGCUGAUGGAGUGGUUCUUGGUAUUCGCAGGGCUUUUUGGCUUUCAUUUCGCAACAGCCAACACUACCUAUGACUAUUAUCGUUUGCCGACGGCUCUGUGGCCAAGAAAGUAUAAUUUGCACAUUCUGACUCGGCUUGAAAAUCCGGAAGAUCUGCAAUUUUCCGGUUUUGUCAAAAUUUCUAUACAGCCACUGGAAAACACCAAGAAUAUAACCCUGCACUCGAAGUACCUUACAAUUGAUGAGUCUCAGACCACUCUCAAGCAAAUCAGUGACAAUCCAAAGGAUAACUGCGUCACCUCUACGUCUGUCAAUGAAGAGCACGAAUUCUAUAUCCUUCACGUAUGUGAAGAGCUGCUGGUCGGUGUUAUUUACGAACUGACUCUGGCCUUUUCUGGCAAACUAAACAACAAACUAAGUGGAUAUUACCGAAGCUCCUACAAGGACUCUGCGACCGGAGAGACAAGAUGGCUCUCUGUUACUCAAUUUGAACCAUCACAUGCGCGUAUGGCCUUUCCCUGUUUUGACGAACCACAUUUCAAGUCGAUUUUUGUGAUUAGCUUGGGGCAUCAUAAGAAAUAUACUGCUCUGAGUAAUAUGCCACUAAAUAGAACCACACCAAAUGAUUCAGAUCCAGAUUUUAUAUGGACCGAAUUUAAUGAUUCUUUACCAAUGCCUACAUAUUUAGUGGCAUAUUCUAUUCAUGAUUUUAGUCACAAGCCCUCAACUUUACCAAAUGGAACUCUUUUCCGCACUUGGGCUAGGGCCGAUGUCAUCGAACAAUGUGACUUUGCGGCGGAGUUUGGACCCAAAGUUUUGAGAUACUUUGAGGAUUUCUUCGGUCUUCCAUACCCACUGCCCAAGUUGGAUCAGCUUGCCUUACCUGACUUUUCCGCGAAUGGCAUGGAGAACUGGGGUUUAGUAACCUAUAGGGAAUUUUCACUCCUCUACGCCAACAAUCGCACUUCUCUCGAAGACAAGGGGAGUGUGGCAAAUAUUAUUUCACACGAGAUGGCCCACCAGUGGUUUGGUAAUCUGGUGACGAUGAACUGGUGGUCAGACUUGUGGCUUAAUGAGGGAUUCGCCACCUAUGUGGCUAUGUUGGGAGUCGGUAAUGUACAUCCGGAGUGGAAGGCUAUGGACCGAGAAUUUGUACAGGACCAGAUGAUCACAUUCCGACUGGAUGCAUUAGAGAGCAGUCAUCCCAUAUCGCAACCUAUUAAAUCGGUAUCGGAUAUUGCGGCCAGAUUCGAUGCGAUUUCCUAUAAAAAAGGAGCUGCUGUUGUCCGCAUGAUGCAUUUAUUUAUGGGUGAAGAGGCCUUUCGCUCCGGCUUAACGUCUUACCUAGAGGUCUAUGCCUACAAAAAUGCAGAGCAAGACGAUCUCUGGCAAUCCCUUUCAAAAGCUACUCACCAGUUUGAUUCUUUGCCUGAAAAAUACGAUAUAAAAACUAUAAUGGAUUCAUGGACUUUGCAAACAGGCUUUCCCGUUAUCAACAUAUUCCGAGACUAUUCAAGCAAUACAGCCAUAAUCAGUCAAGAGCGCUUCCUUCUGAACACCGAGGCACCAGACUCCAGCCGAAAAGGAUGUUGGUGGGUGCCUCUGAGCUACACCUCUCAGUCUGAGAAAAAUUUUAAUAAUUUAAAACCAAAAGCUUGGCUGGAAUGCGACCAGGACGGAAACAGUCAAGCGAUAGCAAUCCAACGUAUGCCAAAGUCAGACCAGUGGGUGAUUUUCAACAAACAAAUGUCAGCUAUUUGUAAGAUCAACUACGAUGUCCAGAACUGGAAGUUGAUCAUUGAGACUUUGACCUCAGGAAAUUUUGAAAUCAUACAUCAAAUGAAUAGAGCCCAAUUAAUUGACGAUAUAUUGCAGCUUGCCAGAUCAGGAGAACAAGACUACGGCUUAGCCUUAAAACUAAUUAGUUAUUUGGAAAAAGAACGAUCGUAUGUGCCAUGGUUCAUGGCUCUAAAAAAUCUCGAGAUAUUGGGUGGCAUACUUCAGAAAACUGACACUUUUGGUUUGUUUAAGCGGCUUAUGGUAAAUUUAAUCACACCGAUUUACAAAUUUCUGAAUGGCUUCGACGACAACUUUAAUUCAAUGAAAAGUCAGGACGAAGUCCUCUUAAAAACCUUGAUUCUAAUUUGGGCUUGUCAGUACGAGGUUUUAGAUUGUGUGGCCAGAGCCAAAGACUACUUCCGUAGAUGGAAAUCGGAGAUAAAUCCGGAUGAAAAUAAUCCAAUACCAACAAACUUACGUGGAAUUGUGCACUGCAUCGCCAUAAAAAAUGGAACCAGUGAGGAUUGGGAGUUCCUUUGGACAAGAUACCAAAACUCAAAUGUGGCUGGUGAACGAAGAUCAAUUCUAAGUUCCUUGGGUUGUUCUCUGGACAAUAAUGACCUUAAGCGCUACCUAGACCUCAUUUUUGAUCCAAAGGAGCUCAUUCGUAAACAGGACUCUGCAUGGAGUUUCACAGCGUUGGCUUCUGGAAAAGUGGGCUUCCCACUGGCAAAGAAAUAUUUUAUAGACAACGUGGAUACUAUAUACAAGUACUAUUAUCCUGCGACAAAGAGCUUUAGACUCCUUUUUAACCCAUUUGCCCUGAACCUUGCCAACCGCACGGAACUGGAUGAGUUCGAAGAAUUUGUGGAACAAUCAGAAGAGUCCUUUAUAGGUGUGGAGGACACCGUUCAGCAGACCCUUGAACAAAUUGUAAUUAAUGUUCAGUGGAUGGAAAGUAUCUAUCCGAAGUUUUCGCAGUCUCUUCAAGAUCAUUUGUCAACCAAUUCUGUUGAUAAGUAGUCUGCUAUAGUAACUAUUCAAAAGUUGGAAUAAAAGUUGCUGCUUAUUACUAUCAAUGCUAA
This is a messenger RNA of Drosophila ananassae, 2885 nucleotides long. RefSeq names its product aminopeptidase N. The record is from RefSeq and is a predicted model, not a curated record. Gene Ontology annotation, biological process: proteolysis; peptide catabolic process. Gene Ontology annotation, cellular component: cytoplasm. The transcript is spliced from 7 exons. Gene Ontology annotation, molecular function: zinc ion binding; metalloaminopeptidase activity; peptide binding. The coding region runs from base 28 to 2823 and encodes 931 amino acids. Lineage: Eukaryota; Metazoa; Arthropoda; Insecta; Diptera; Drosophilidae.